Molecule: messenger RNA, 2186 nt
Organism: Doryrhamphus excisus (bluestripe pipefish)
Lineage: Eukaryota; Metazoa; Chordata; Actinopteri; Syngnathiformes; Syngnathidae
Source: RefSeq, a predicted model, not a curated record
AAAGACAAUAAACGGCGCUUGUUUGUUUGUUUCUUGUGUAUUUAUACAUUCAGCUGCAUCCAUCAAAUACGUCCAUCUUGCGUCUCAUGUGACUGUGUGGUGUAUUUAUUUUAGACAAUAGUUUACGGACAUGAGACAACAAGCAUAAAUAGAUCUAAAUCUCUUGCUAAUUUGGCAUUUGCUGUCUUUCCUCUUCCUCGCACCCUGGUGGUCUAAUUCAAAGAGCGGCUCCUCCCACUCAGGUAGACGCGCAUCUUCAUCCUCUCCAACUCACUCACUUGAGGACAACACCGUGUGGCUUUACUUCUCACCUCAACACUGACCUGCAGCGAUGCCCGAGUCUUCUCUCUUCAGUUGUCCAAACCGAGAAAGCCUCCGCCUCCAUCCUGGGGGAGACAGAGCAGAAGGAAACAGCGCUAAUGAGGACUCCAUCAGCAGUUUGAAUAGCCCUCACCUAAGACAGGUCUUCCUCGCCAUGAUGGCGCCUCAUCAGGUGACGCAGCUCCUGUCCUCCAGUCAGCUGCAGGCCCUUCUCCUCCAGCAGCAUCAUCUCAAGGAGUUUUACAAGAAACAGCAGCAGAUCCAUGCGCAGCUGCUCCAGCAUCAGACAGGCAAGAAAAGCAAAGAGCUCCUUGCACAGCAGUUGGCCUUCCAGCAGCUUCUUCUUAUUCAGCAGCAGCAGCUGCCCGCUGCCCGCACCCCUGCAGCAGCUUUCAGCUCUGUGGCGCAUAUUUGGAAGGAGAUGACCCAUGAUGAAGAUGAAGACAUUGAUAAGACAGAGACAGUCUCCGUCACUGAGACAAGUGACCUCCUGUCAUCCUCUUCUGGCAGGACCAGCACCCAAGCUGACCUAAGCAUCGCAGAAGUCCUCUAUGGUCAUGGCGUGUGCAACUGGCCGGGAUGCGAGUCUGUCUGCGAUAACUUCAGACAGUUUGUGAAGCACAUGCGUUGCGAGCACACACUGGAUGACAGAAGUACCGCUCAGUGCAGAGUCCAGAUGCAAGUGGUUCAUCAGCUGGAGAUUCAGCUCCGCAAAGAACAGGAGCGCCUGCAAGCGAUGACGGCUCACCUUCAGCUUCCCUCUGAGGAAUCCCACUCUGCUCCCGCAGGACCACCUUUGACAUCAUGUGAUCUGUCAGCUGACACGCACUGUCGGCAGCCCUCACCGAGUCCAUUACACGACACCAUCAGUGCUGCGUCGCGGGAGGAACCAUCUCUCAUAUCCUAUGUUGGGGACACGACACGCCGCCAUCACACAUUGGCCGACUCUGCAGAAAAUGAACAUGAGCUCUGCAAGGACGCUGACGUCAGACCACCUUUUACAUACGCAACCCUGAUAAGACAGGCCAUCAUGGAGUCACCACACAAGCAGCUCACACUUAACGAGAUUUACAAUUGGUUCACUCGGACUUUUGUCUUUUUCAGACGCAACGCUGCAACCUGGAAGAAUGCGGUGCGCCACAACUUGAGCCUGCACCGCUGCUUCGUGCGAGUGGAGAACGCCAAGGGCGCCGUGUGGACGGUGGACGAGGUGGAGUACCAGCGGAGGCGGUCCCAGAAGAUGACAGGGAGUCCACAUUUGAUGAAGAGCAGCCAUUUUGGACCAGUUUUUAAUGCUAGUUUACAGACGCCAUACAAUGACACGCCGGGAUUUAAGAAUGGAAACGACAAAUGCACAAAAGUCCAGCAAUACGCGUUUAAAAUAUGACACAUUCACGACCAAACGGUAAGCAAUGGUGGUCUACAGCUGGAGAGGACUCAAAAUGGCAACAAGGACUCAUUAUGACUUUUUAAAUGUUUACUUUGUGCUCUAUUUUUUCAAUUUUUUUGUCCUGUCCAGCCGUUGGGGCAGAUAGUAUUAUUGAUCUAAAUGCCCUUACAUGCUCUGCCAGGGAAACGUGUAAGCUAAACCUUUCUUCUUUCUUCUUUCCCUACUGAGGGACGAAUAAAGGCAUAUCUUAAUCUUCUGUUAUAUGUGGUAUUAUUUGGCUUUAUUUGAUGUUUGGUUCUUAUGCAAGUUCUUAGCGGACGAGAAUAAGAAUAAAAGAAAACAAAGGGGGACAAGAUGAGGGCAAUACAAAGAGAGACAACAAACAACAGCAACAAUAACUUGUAAUAAUGACAAUAACAGAACAACAGAAACAAACAGGACUACAUCAGCAAAUGUCUAUGAUGGUUAUAAAAGA